CUUCGGUUCCUCCCAGAGGAUCUUCCGGCGUGCAGAGGAUCUCCAGCAGGAAGCAGGGAAAAGGUAAGGAGGAUGCGCGAGAUCGUCCACCUGCAGGCCGGCCAAUGUGGCAACCAGAUCGGCGCAAAGUUCUGGGAGGUCAUCUCCGACGAGCACGGAAUCGACCCCACGGGAACAUACCACGGGGAUUCGGACCUCCAGCUGGAGCGCAUCAACGUGUACUAUAAUGAAGCCACUGGAGGGAAAUACGUGCCCAGGGCCAUCCUGGUGGACCUGGAACCUGGAACCAUGGACGCCGUGAGGUCUGGACCUUUUGGGCAGAUCUUCAGGCCCGACAACUUCGUCUUCGGGCAAAGUGGAGCCGGGAACAAUUGGGCCAAGGGUCACUACACCGAAGGUGCGGAGCUGGUGGACUCGGUGUUGGACGUGGUGCGCAAGGAAGCCGAGAGCUGCGACUGUCUUCAGGGUUUCCAGCUGACCCACUCCCUGGGGGGUGGCACAGGAGCCGGCAUGGGCACUUUGCUCAUCUCCAAGAUCCGGGAAGAGUACCCUGACCGCAUCAUGAUGACGUUCAGCGUGGUUCCUUCGCCCAAGGUCUCCGACACCGUUGUCGAACCCUACAACUGCACCCUCUCCGUCCACCAGCUGGUCGAAAACACCGAUGAGUCUUACUGUAUCGACAAUGAGGCACUCUACGAUAUCUGCUUCCGUACCUUGAAGCUGACAACUCCCACAUAUGGAGAUCUGAAUCACCUGGUCAGCGCCACGCUCUCAGGAGUCACCACUUGCCUCAGGUUCCCAGGGCAGCUGAACGCGGAUUUAAGGAAACUCGCCGUGAACAUGGUGCCGUUCCCCAGGUUGCACUUCUUCAUCCCAGGGUUCGCUCCUCUGACCUCCAGGGGCUCCCAGCAGUAUAGGGCACUGACUGUCCCAGAACUCACUCAGCAGAUGUUCGAUGCCAAGAAUAUGAUGGCUGCCUGCGACCCCAGACACGGGAGGUACCUGACAGUUGCAGCUGUCUUCAGGGGCAGGAUGUCCAUGAAGGAGGUGGACGAGCAAAUGCUGAACAUCCAGAACAAGAACAGCAGCUAUUUUGUCGAAUGGAUCCCCAGCAACGUGAAGACCGCCGUUUGCGACAUCCCUCCCAGGGGCUUGAAGAUGUCGGCCACCUUCAUCGGCAACUCCACCGCCAUCCAGGAACUCUUCAAGAGGGUCUCCGAACAAUUCACCGCCAUGUUCAGGAGGAAGGCCUUCCUUCACUGGUACACUGGAGAAGGCAUGGACGAAAUGGAGUUCACAGAGGCUGAGAGCAACAUGAACGACCUCGUCUCAGAGUACCAGCAGUACCAGGAAGCCACUGCUGAAGAGGAUGGCGAGUUCGACGAGGAGGAAGAGGGCGAAGGCGAGGACAAAUAAUUUAUCCCCAGCUACCUCUUCUGCACUGAGGAAAAUUUUUCAUUUAACCAU
Molecule: messenger RNA, 1467 nt
Organism: Orussus abietinus
Lineage: Eukaryota; Metazoa; Arthropoda; Insecta; Hymenoptera; Orussidae
Product: tubulin beta chain
Exons: 3
Coding region: 73-1416 (447 amino acids)
Biological process (GO): mitotic cell cycle; microtubule cytoskeleton organization
Cellular component (GO): cytoplasm; microtubule
Molecular function (GO): structural constituent of cytoskeleton; GTP binding; GTPase activity
Source: RefSeq, a predicted model, not a curated record